Molecule: messenger RNA, 4035 nt
Organism: Dunckerocampus dactyliophorus (ringed pipefish)
Lineage: Eukaryota; Metazoa; Chordata; Actinopteri; Syngnathiformes; Syngnathidae
Gene: fblim1
Product: filamin binding LIM protein 1
Exons: 8
Coding region: 2168-3355 (395 amino acids)
Biological process (GO): cell-cell adhesion
Cellular component (GO): stress fiber; focal adhesion
Molecular function (GO): filamin binding
Source: RefSeq, a predicted model, not a curated record
AUUUGGUCGUACGUGUCCUUUCUGUGAUUACCAAAUAGUAUUAUUUGAGUUUUACGUAAGUCGAGGAUAAUCUAUUUUUAUCAAAACAUCUUUUUAAUAUGGCCAUUUCCUCCGUGACUUUUUUAAAUUAGCUCAUGUGUGCUUUCUCGAGAACAAAAGGCAGUAGUAUCAUCCGCAAAUGAUACCAACUUUAAGUCUUUCGUCACUUUAUUUAUUUAUUUAUUUAUUUUACCCCUGUCCUGUCCAGCCUUUAAAGCAGAUUAAAUGCCGUCAAGUGCUCAACAGAUUUACUCUGCCAGGGAGAAGUGUGAUAUACAAUUCCCCUGUUAUACAGAAUUUAUUUGACUUUGAUGCUGGUUAUUAAGCAAAUUUGGAGCGAAGGGACCGGAGCAGGAGGUGACAGAGAAGAAGAGAAAAGGAAACGGGGGGGACAAAAAAAAAAGAGAGACAGGAGACAAGGACAACAGCAGCAACAACAACAAUUGUGUCAACAAGAACAGAACAACAGAAACAUACAGAACAACAUCAGCAAAUAAAUGUCUGUGACAUAUAAAGACGAACAAGGACAUAAAGACAAAGGACAAAACAAUAUCAACAACCACAAUGACAACGCUGUCAGUGACAAUCACACAUAAUAGUAGUCAUGAAAUGAUGAACUAUGAUAGUGAUCACAAUGACAAUACUGCAUUGAAACAGUCACACAUAAUAGCAGUCAUGAAAUGAUUAUGAUAGUGAACAGAAUGAUAAUUACUGUAAUGCACAUCAUUGUAAAAAAAAAAAAAUAUAUAAUCAUACUGCUGAUAUCACCGUUGCUGUCAUAAAACCAACAACAUAAUAACACCCUGGUUAACUCGGUGAGUAAUGUGGGGAACUUUAAAAGAUGUCAUUGAUAUACAAGUUGAACAGUUUUGGUCCUAAUAUUGACCCCUGGGGUACUCCACAUGUAAUAUUUAAAUUCGCAGAUGCAUGUUCUCCUAGCUUUACAUAUUGCUUCCUGUUUGCCAGGUAGCUUUUAACCCAAUUCAAAACUAAUUCUGUGAUUCCGUACCUUUCUAAUUUUGUUGUUAAGAUGUUGUAAUUAAUUGUACCAAACGCUUUUGAGAGGUCCAUAAAUAGUGCAGCUGCACACUUUCUGUGGUGUUUAGCAUAAAUGACAACAAAUGAAUGGACAACUGAACAUGAACCUUUUAGUUAGUUUUGUUGAAUGCUUACAUUUUGUUGUUGGAACCAGAAAUGGGUGUUAUGGAUGUAAGGUCUGAUUUCGGUGAUGAGGAACCUAGUUCCGGUUAGUUGGUGGGGCCACUUAAGUAAAGAGUUUUGCUUCUCAGAACAAUAUGCGUUCAAAAGAGUAAUAUAUUGCGAUCAAUUAUGCGUUAACUAUGGACAAGAUGCGAUUAUCGCGAUUAAAUGUUUUAAUUGAUUGACAGCUGUACAUUGUAAUUACUGUAUCUCUGCACAAAGUAUGAGACGUAUGCCGAUACCAUGUCAAGCCAACAAUAUUUUGCAAUAAAGGAAGGGGACUAGGCAGAAUGCCGGGAAAUAACAAGAGUUGUUGGAGGCAUCAUUUCCAAAGAUAACAUUGGGUGGUGGCUUUGUAAAUGUUAGGCCUUCCGGGAGGAAAGCUUAUCGUAUACUCAUCAAAAAAAAACCUGAUGUGUGUAUUAUUGCGCAAGCAUCGCGUCACUUUCUCUUUAGGAGGUAACGUGGUUCAGGCAGGUUUGAUUCCUGGAAUCCCAUCGGUCCAGCUGAAGCAAGAAAAUGCUCCACGUGUACUUCCACGGUAGUACAGCUGUAUAUCACACCAUACUUGUAUCAUGCAUAACCAUGCUAUGAUGAAAUUUAUAGAGGAUCAUACAACAGUACCUACAAAUACUACAUCACCUCUUGCCCAAAGUCAGCUGUCAUAAGCCCCAACUCCCCCGUGAAGUAUCGAUGGAGGGACAGGUACGUCAUAUUUCUGCUGGCUUUUCCUGUAAAUCCUACCUAUUGGCCUUUUAUGGCUUGGGGUGGAGGUGGUACUCCUCUUGCUGGAGUCGCACAAGGAGUGGCCUCCUGCAGAUAUAAAUCACCCUCCUCGGCGUACAGCGUAAAGUCCACUCUUGCGGGCAGAAGAAAAAUUGAGAAGUAACGCCGACAGAAAGGACGACAACUACUUCAUCGCUCAGGCAUGGCCUCGGAAGAAUCAAACAAGAAGGUGUCCUCCGUCUUCAUCACCCUGUCACGUCCCCACCAAACUAACAUCGAGCAGCAACGUGGACCCAAAAAAGGUUGGGUUCAUGCUGGGCCUUCCCCAAGGCCCUCGUUGUCUCAGAACCCUGUACCUACGAAGCCUUCUCACAGGGCUUCAGGGUCUGAGAACCCUGCAAACCUUGCACCUACAAGGCCUUCCCACAGGGCUUCGGGGUCUGAGAACCCUGCAAACCUUGCACCUACAAGGCCUUCCCACAGGGCUUCGGAGUCUGAGAACCCUGCACCUGUCCAGUCAGGAAUUGCAUGGGAAAACAACAGAAGGGAUGCUGCAGGUCAAACAGAUGUCUUCUCUCCUGUUUCUCCAUCUGCCUCUCCCCCUCUUCCUCCUCCUCCUCCUGCUGCUGCUGAGAUGCCUUCAUACUCCCCAGAUCCAGUAACCCCACCACCUCCACCUUUCCCUGUCCAGAAACAAAGUCCAGUGACCUCGCAGGCACCGCCACAUUCCAAAAAAGAGGAAAAAACAGCACCCUCUAUUGGAACUACUCCAAAAGAACAGUCAAACGGGAUCGAGAAAGAUAACCCCAGUGAGAAGAGUCGAGGUGUCUGUGCUUUCUGUCGGAAGCCCAUCCUGUUUUCUGAAGGGGCGGUAACCGCCCUGCAGAAGCUUUACCACCAAGACUGCUUCAGGUGCAGGUCUUGUUACAGCCCUCUGGCUGGAAAACACUUCUACCACGAGGCGGAGAUCCCUAAAUGUGAGAAGUGUCAUGAGGCCAGUCUUGAGAUUUGCUGGUCAUGUGGCUAUCGCAUCAAAGCCAAACUAGUGCGAGCACUCAAUCGAGCGUACCAUCCUGCUUGUUUUACCUGCGUGACGUGCAAACGGCCGCUUGAAAGCUUUAUCCAGGCAGAUACUGGAGAAGUGUAUUGUUGUCUGGACUACAACAGGAAGCACGCUGAGAAGUGCAGUGUCUGUCAGAAGCCAAUGAUAGACACUGAUGGAAGCCUUCUCCAGUACAUUAAACAUGACGGACGCCCCUUCCAUCACGAGUGCUUCAGAUGUGAGGUCUGUGGCUUCAAGCUCGAUUCUGAGAAGGGGGAAUAUGGCUGCUAUUCUUUGAAUGGCAAAAGACUUUGCCUCAGUUGCAAUCGAAGGAUGCAGAGUCGCUAAAACUGAUGACAUAAUGAUUAAGAAUCAUCCACUGUUUUUCGCAUUUACUGUAUUCAGUCAUCCCCGUUUAUCCCUCGUCAUACUAUUAGUAAAAGCAGUAUUUUUUGUAGUCAGAUCAUAGAAAACCUGUUUAUGACUUUCUAAGUAUGAUUUUUACAAGGGGUGUGCCGAUCCACAUUUUUUGGCAUACGAUCAGAUUUUUAAAAAAGAUUUUUUUAUAGUAUUGCCAAUCCGAUCCGGUACUGUUGACAAACAUGAAUUUGUGGAAUAAAUAUGGUUAUGAAAAUAGCUCUUUCAAGGCAUUACAAAUAAUGCAACCAAAGUAUCGCUAAAUUUGCUUUCUUAUUACACAGCAUGACCAACAAUAUUGUUUGGCUUUGGAAACAAACCUUUGUGAGUCAGGUCCUUAAUCCAGUAAAAGUCCAUCCAUGAAUUGGAAAAUAUGGGCGUGCAAAAUACUUUUAGGGCUAAUCAUUUGACAUGGUUAUAGAUCCAUUUGUGGUGUGAUUUACAAUAUAUGAUUUUUUUUUUUUUAACAAACUCUCUUCAACGCAAUAGCAAUUUAUUGACGGUCCCUAGUAUAAACAACCGUCGGUUACAGCGGCACUUCCCUUGUGACUUCCCCGUACCAUGACCCAGCAGUCCACGCACAGUGAGGAGGAACUACCGCUCUAGAUACG